UUAUUUGUUAGAAUUUGGACGGUAUGUUAUAGGUCUCAAAACCCUCUUGCUUUCAUUAAUUAUUUUUUAAAGGUUAAAUUCAUUACCUCUAUUAACCUCACACCUCCUCGUUGCUAAAAGGACUAAAUCAUUGCCAUUUUUUUUACUUAAUACAGAACAAAUAGUUUCUAAUAAAGCGACAAAAUGUCCCCAGCCAAGGGGUCUCGUCUUGAGAAUUCUUGGAUUAAAAGGCCAACAAAUUCUUCAUCGCGUGUCACAAACUUUCCACGGAAGAGAGUUAUUGAUGAGUUAAGCCAUCAAAAUGUAAUGAAUCAAGUAGGGUUGUCCACAAACUGGCGUAAACAUCCCAAAAUCAUAUACAGCCGCAAAUGGAUAAGAAAUGAAAUUUCAAAAAUGAUCAGGGGUUUUCCAAUUGAUAAUAAGCGACUUGCACCUAUCCUGGAAUACUUUCUAUAUUUAUCCGCUACUUCAAAGGAGGAUUAUAUGAACAAUGUAACGUUGAAUCAGCGUGUGCAACUUCUACUGGAUGCUGGUAUCGCUGAUUAUAAUGGCAUGCCAAAAGAGGGACCAUCUACCUUUCUACUGUUCAUGAGCAGCUGCCUUGUUUGCGUGACGGUGGUUCAUCAAUCCCGACAUUUGCUGAUAAGAAUGUUCUCUGUAACAACCCUGUUUCAGGCGGUGGAAGCUAUUUUCCUCAGCAACAUGCAAAUAAUUUGGACAUAGAUAUGACAAGAUACAGUGGAAAUAUAGGGACUAUUCAGAAUAAUAAUUCUAUAAGUUUUCCUACAACAAAAGGAAAAUUCGUCCAAUCUGAAAAUUUAAAUAUGAAGUUACCUCAAAUUGUCUCGGCAAAUAUUUCAGAACAUUCCAAUCGUUUUCCUCAGCAACAUGCAAAUAAUUUGAACAUGGAUAUGACAAGAUACAGUGGAAGUAUGGGGAAUAUCCAGAAUAAUGAUUCUAUAAGUUUUCCUACAACGAUGGGAAAAUCCCUCAAAUCUGAAGAUUUGAAUAUGAAGUUACCUCAACUUGUCUCGAUGGAUAUUUUGGAACAUUCUAAUCUUUUAUCUCAGCAACAUGCAAAUAAUGUAUGUUUAGAUAGAUUGUGAUAUCUUCCAAAGUUUUAAUCCUCAUUUGUACAAUAUUGAUUUAAUCUUUACAAAAAUCGAUUUGAUCUAUUCUCCUUAAUACAGAA
Cicer arietinum (chickpea) is the source of this 1192-nucleotide messenger RNA. The record is from RefSeq and is a predicted model, not a curated record. Lineage: Eukaryota; Viridiplantae; Streptophyta; Magnoliopsida; Fabales; Fabaceae.